This is a messenger RNA of Aureobasidium pullulans EXF-150, 1369 nucleotides long. RefSeq lists its product as uncharacterized. The coding region runs from base 1 to 915 and encodes 304 amino acids. NCBI's taxonomy places the organism in Eukaryota, Fungi, Ascomycota, Dothideomycetes, Dothideales, Saccotheciaceae. The transcript is spliced from 3 exons. The record is from RefSeq and is a predicted model, not a curated record.
AUGGCUAGAUCAAUCUGCGACAUCGACUGGUCGAUUGACGACAAGACGCAGGAAGAAUGGGCCAAACAACGUGGCGCAUGGGCCACAUCGAGUGAGCAGGCAAAGAGUGGGAAAGCUAGGAAUGUCUGGGCAAACUUGAUCGACCUGGCAAGAUUCUAUUUACACGGCCGCGAAUGGAAAGGCAGACGCUCCCUUGUGGCAGCCCGGAAAUCGAUGAAUGACUGGGAGGUGGAUGAUAAGGAGUGUGGUUUCGAAGAGGAGUAUCCUUCAUCCAAGGAGGUCGAGUACGAGUAUCCAGGUGAACAGGAGUAUCCAGAUCCAUUUGAGGAGUCUGUUCUUGCUUGGGGUCAGAGGUGUCAAGGUUACACGGAAGGCCUCAGCGUCCUCUGCGGGACGUUUUCCUCGACUCUCGAGCCUCUGAGAGACCUGGCAGUUCCGGACAGAAGCUGCAAGGUUCAUGUCCCUGUUCUCACUUGGGUUAAUGACACCGUUGUCUGCGUGCCCGGCUUACCGGUGCCCCUCUGUUUGACCGGUUUAACGGUGCCUGUUUCCUCGAUCAGAAUGGGUUGCUUGCAAUCGCUUUGCCAAUUGGAUUUGCGUGAGCAACAUUCCUCUCGAAGGACGAGUCGCUUGAGAGUCUUCCUCUCCACGACCCAGCGCAAUCGACAAACACGACAAGAUGUAAUCCUGCAGACUUUGAAGAAUCCCAGGGUCGACUGGGCGUACUGUCCAACUCUGCCUACUGCCAUCCUGUUCAGCAUUCUCGUCCGGCUGACAACAUGUGCUCACCUGCCGCGAACAAUCUACUACCAGCAGAAGAGUGUUGCCAUCAUCAUCUUUGGAGGUCUUCUUGAGACAGUGGCGUUCAGUUUCUGUGAUUCAAACACCCCACCUGGACCCUGUAUACGAAGCUGAAUUCGUUCUGGUUCUCAUCGCGCCCUUGUAGAUGAAUGCAUAUGACUUCGUCAUACUGGGUUGGUUGGUCAACUAUUGCAUGCCUGAUCGCAAGCUGUCGCGAGUCUCUGCGCGAAGAAUCGCAGUCAUCUUGGCUUGCUCCGAUGUUGUGUACGUACCUACUGUGAGACUCGAUGAUUGAGUAGGGUCGCAGACGACGACAAGGACAUCCUCCGUUCAGCUCGCGGGUGAGGCUUACGACUUCCCACAAUACCAAGACGGUCAAUAUGGCAUUGCACAUCUGCACAGCAGGUGUGGUGUUGCAACAAUUCUUCAUCUUGUCUUCAUCAUGUUUGCCAUAGCCUGCGAGCGCCGACUGACGCGUGAGUGCGACGCGGUCAAGGCAACAAAUGCGAAGAGACUGCUCUAGGCUCUCGAUGGAUCCUUGGUUUUGAUCUCGGUGAGUGAAUCGAGU